UUCCCGGGUUUUAUUUAUUUAUUUGUCAUGUUUAUGUACAAUGGAUAUUUAUAUACCGUUAAAAAAAAAAAAGUUCCCAGAGUGGUUUAUAAACAAACAAGGAAGGAAGGAAGUCUCCCUGUCUCAAAAGGGCUCACAAUCUAAAAAGGAAACAAGAUAGACACCAGCAACAGCCAUUGGAGGUUGGAUUGGGGACGGAUAGGGCCAGUUGCUCUCCCCCGGCUAAAUAAAGGGAAUCUUCACUUUUAAAAAGUGCCUCUUUGCUCAGUUAGCAGCGGACAUAUACUGCCCUAUAUUGCCACGCAGAAGGGGGCAAAGGGUUCUCUGCUGUCCCAAAGGGCAGGAGUAGGUCUGGCAGGCUUCAGUUACCGGAGGGGAGAUUUUGGAUGAGCAUGAGGAGAAUCUUAAUGACACUCCUGCCACGGCCAGGCCGUAACCAUGGAUGCAGCGGGACGUCCGUCGACUGGGCAAGUCAUUCUGCUGGCAACCAGUUCAGCCGUCACAGCCAUUCUCUAUGCCAUUUACAGGCAAAAGUCAAAAGCUGUGCACAGCUUGAAGGGAGCCAAAAAAGUCACCCUAGACCAGGACUUAAGGAAUAUGCUUAUGGAAGCACCAGGGAGAUGUGUCCCAUAUGCAGUGAUUGAAGGUGUGGUACGGUCCAUUAAGGAGACUCUCAACAGCCAGUUUGUGGAAAACUGCAAGGGUGUGGUCCAGAGGUUGACGCUGCAGGAGCACAAGAUGGUGUGGAACCGCACCACCCACCUCUGGAACGACUACGCGAAGCUCAUCCACCAAAGAACCAACACGACGGCUUUUGACUUAGUGCCUCAGGAGGGAGGGGCUGACGUGGCCGUCCGGGUGAUGAAGCCCCUGGACGCCACGGAGCUCAGCUUGGAGACGGUCUACGAGAAGUUCCACCCCUCCGUGCAGACCUUCACGGACGUGAUUGGCCACUACAUCAGCGGGGAGCGGCCCAAAGGGAUCCAGGAGACGGAGGCGAUGCUGAAGGUGGGGACGGUGCUCACCGGGGUGGGGGAGCUGAUCCUCGACAAUGCCACUAUCCGGAUUCAGCCCCCCAAGCAGGGCAUGCGGUAUUACCUGAGUGCCUUGGAUUUCGACGCCUUGCUGCAGAAGCAAGAAUCCAGCGUCCGGCUCUGGAAGGUCCUGGUGCUCCUUUUCGGCUUCGCCACCUGCGCCAUCUUCUUCUUCCUCCUCCACAAGCACUACCGCCACCACCGGGAGAAGCAGCGCCUGCGGCAGGUGCGGGAGAUGAUCGCGGCGGGCGGGGACGCCGUGCAGAACCCGUGCGUCGUCUGCCUGAGCAACAACCGCUCCUGCGUCUUCCUGGAGUGCGGCCACGUGUGCUCGUGCGACAAGUGUUACCAGGCGCUCCCGCCGCCGCCUCGGUGCCCCAUCUGCCGGCGAGAGAUCACGAGAGUCGUGCCUCUGUAUAACAGCUGAAUCUCGGCGCCGUCUUUCUCGGUGGCCCCCCGGAAGCCGGCUUUCCGAAUUUCGCUGCGAGGGAGGGAGGGAGUGGAGAUGUGUGUAGCGGGCAUUGUUUAGCAUUCAGCGGCUGGAGCGCUUCGCACAAUCGCGGGCGGCGGCGAACCGUGCGGCUUCAAGAUCGGACCCGUCGGAUGCUCGCUUCGAUUCGUGAGCGGCGAUUCGUGAGCUCUGUCGCUUGGGCGGACGCGAUGCCAAAACGAAGUUUCUUCUCAGCUUGAGAAUCCAUGGAUUCACAACUGUGUGUGCCCAACAGGGCUGCACAGCUGGGCCCUCCAGCCGCUUUUGGACUACGGCUCCCAUCAUCCCCGGCCACAGCGGUUAAUAGCCAGGGAUGAUGGGAGUUGUAGUCCAACAUCUGCAGGAGGCCCAAAGUUGUGCACAGCCCUGGUCUAACCCGUCCUCCCCCACUUCCGGCUGCCCAUAUCAGAAUGAACAGGAUCAUGGUUUUUUGAGCUUUUCUGUUUCUUUGGAAUCACUUCUCGCCGGCCCCAACUGCCUCCCUCAACUGGAAACUUCACAUUCUGUCUGCAGAAUAAACGAGGCCUGUGUCUGUUGGUUUUGC
This is a messenger RNA of Hemicordylus capensis (graceful crag lizard), 2068 nucleotides long. It is a transcript of the gene MUL1, whose product is annotated as mitochondrial E3 ubiquitin protein ligase 1. The record is from RefSeq and is a predicted model, not a curated record. Gene Ontology annotation, molecular function: ubiquitin-protein transferase activity. Bases 439 to 1461 code for a protein of 340 amino acids. The transcript has 5 exons. NCBI's taxonomy places the organism in Eukaryota, Metazoa, Chordata, Lepidosauria, Squamata, Cordylidae. Gene Ontology annotation, cellular component: mitochondrion. Gene Ontology annotation, biological process: protein ubiquitination; organelle organization.